This is a messenger RNA of Schistosoma haematobium, 2234 nucleotides long. It is a transcript of the gene ERF1, whose product is annotated as translation termination factor eRF1. Bases 148 to 1479 code for a protein of 443 amino acids. The transcript is spliced from 9 exons. Gene Ontology annotation, cellular component: cytosol; translation release factor complex. Gene Ontology annotation, biological process: cytoplasmic translational termination. The record is from RefSeq and is a predicted model, not a curated record. Gene Ontology annotation, molecular function: sequence-specific mRNA binding; translation release factor activity, codon specific. Lineage: Eukaryota; Metazoa; Platyhelminthes; Trematoda; Strigeidida; Schistosomatidae.
AACAUACUGACUUAAUAACAAAUCUCUACGUGUAUUUUUUUGUUCUGUAAAAGCUCUUGUUUAAGUAUUACUGAUAUCUGUAAAAUUGUCAUAUGACGGUUGGAACCGUAUAUUAUAUUCUCACUUCGUCUUCCUAAACUCGUGGCGAUGGCUUCAACAAACGGCAGUACGGAGAUAUCUCAGGCUGAUAAGAAUGUAGAAAUGUGGCGGAUCAAAAAGUUGAUCAAAAGUUUGGAGUCUGCUAGAGGUAAUGGGACGAGUAUGAUUUCGCUCAUCAUUCCUCCAAAGGAUCAGAUUACUAGGAUAGCGAAAUUGUUAGCCGAGGAGUAUGGGACAGCAUCUAAUAUUAAAAGCCGUGUGAAUCGCUUAUCCGUCCUGAGUGCGAUAACCUCUGUACAACAACGUCUGAAGUUAUACACUAGAGUUCCUACCAAUGGCCUUGUUGUAUAUUGUGGGACAAUAGUCACUGAGGAUGGUAAAGAGAAAAAGGUCAACAUCGAUUUCGAACCAUUUAGACCAGUAAACACGUCUUUAUAUCUUUGCGACAACAAGUUCCAUACAGAGGCCUUAGUAGCGCUGCUAGCAGAUGACAGCAAGUUCGGAUUUAUUGUCGUUGAUGGUAAUGGGGCUUUAUUUGGGACAUUAUCGGGAAACACUCGCGAGGUUCUGCACAAAUUUACGGUAGAAUUGCCGAAAAAACAUGGUCGCGGAGGUCAAUCUGCACUUCGUUUCGCACGUUUGCGGAUGGAAAAGCGGCACAACUAUAUUCGUAAAGUAGCCGAGACAGCAACGCAACUUUUUAUUACAAACGAUCGACCGAAUAUCGAAGGUCUUAUCCUUGCGGGGAUUGCUGACUUCAAGAGUGACUUAGGACAAUCUGAUAUGUUUGAUCAAAGGCUUCAAGCAAAGUUGAUUAAAAUAGUAGAUAUAUCAUAUGGUGGUGAAACAGGAUUUAACCAAGCUAUCGAACUGGCCACAGAUACACUUUCUGGCGUAAAGUUCAUUCAGGAAAAAAAACUGAUUCAAAGAUACUUUGACGAGAUAUCUCAAGAUAGUGGAAAGUACUGUUUUGGUGUUGAGGACACCUUGAAGUCCCUAGAGAUGGGUGCUGUGGAGACCCUCGUGGUGUGGGAGAACCUUAGUGUGAACCGCUAUGUCCUCAAAGUCCCGAAUUCUGAAGGAAAUAGAGUUAUACACUUGCGUCCUGACCAGGAAACGGACCGACGACAUUUCAUUGACCCGGCGACAGGAUCUGAUUUGGAAAUUCUAGAUACUCAGCUUCUUUUAGACUGGCUCGCCCUGAACUACAGAUCUUUUGGGACGACUUUAGAAAUUGUCACUGACAAGUCUCAGGAAGGUGCUCAGUUUGUUCGCGGCUUUGGUGGGAUAGGUGGUAUUCUACGCUACCAACUCGAUUUUAAUCAUUUGGCGGGUGGAGAUGUUGAUUUUGAGGAUGACUUCAAUCUUGAUGAUUACUGACAAACCAGUCCAACCUGCGGUUGGCGCAGGUUUCCGUACGGCCGUUCUCCAUGGUUUGAACACAGGUUUCUAAGGAUUAUUCCCAAGGAUGAUUUUUGCAGAAUUGAAAAACUGGCUUUUGAAGAGUUCAAUUUAAUUUCGGUUGUGAUACUAAAUAAUUUUCUUAGUUGUUGAAUGUAGUUUUUAAUGUCCUUGUGCUUAGUUUCAAUAUGGGAGUCGACUUUCAAUUCUGCAAGAUGGCUGUAAGCACUGGUUAGAAUCGUUCGACUUCACAUGAGCACCUAAAAAUGUUAGUUAAGUAAUAUAAAACCGCCAAGAUUCACCACUGCACUGCCUCAAAUAACAUAUCUACUUCAUAUGGGAAUGCAUCUUAUACUACCUCAAGAUUUACGCCCCCUAAGUUAGCUUUAUGAUGCAUUGUCGUGAUUUAUGGAACUAGUUUUCUUAAACUUAUUUGUGCGUUUACACUGCUGGCUUUUAUAUCAACACUACCAAGCGAUGUAUCGUUCUAUUAAGCUUUGCCUGAAUUUAAGUUGUUUUCUCUCGACGCUGACUGCGAGAGUACGUUUUGACCUUCUGUCGAAAUCAAAUUAAUCCGACCUCAUGACGAAAUAUCAUCUGCUUUCGCAACCUCAAGUAGUGUCCUACAAGGUUGUCCACUAUCUCCGUUCCUAUUCGUUUUCAUCAUAGACAUACUGCUGAAAAUAACGUUCUCGUCGACUGAAUUUUCGGGCAUUGAUCUCCAUCCAGGAGGU